This is a messenger RNA of Cimex lectularius (bed bug), 1190 nucleotides long. RefSeq names its product mitochondrial amidoxime reducing component 2-like. The record is from RefSeq and is a predicted model, not a curated record. Bases 82 to 1122 code for a protein of 346 amino acids. Gene Ontology annotation, molecular function: catalytic activity; molybdenum ion binding; pyridoxal phosphate binding. NCBI's taxonomy places the organism in Eukaryota, Metazoa, Arthropoda, Insecta, Hemiptera, Cimicidae. The transcript has 8 exons.
CUGAGCCUGCUGAUUGUCCUCUUCCAAUCUUUUUGCACAAAACGAUUCAUCCCUUGUCAUCACCAUCACCUGUUAGAAAUAAUGAGCAGUUGCGACUUAUUAGCGCUAUCCCUUCUCACCUUCACAACCGUAAGCGCUUUGUUAAUUUUGUUGACCUUGACCAAAAAGAUGAGACAAGUGCCGAAAGGGUACUGGAAGGAAAUCGGUACAGUUUCAAACCUCUACAUCUACCCUUUGAAGAGUUCGAGAUACCAGUCUUUGCCUGUAGCCGUCACGACGGGAAAAGGCCUAAAGGAAAUCCGAAACGACGACUUGCUCGUUUUAAGUGACAGGAUAUUCGUCGCGUUCCGAGCCGACACGGCAGACUUCGUGUCAGGAAGAACGUUCCCGAAUUUUCUCGGCAUCACUGUGACAUCCGUGUCAUCGGACUCUGUAGAAUUCGCCUUCAAAGGGAAGGAACCGUUGAGGGUCAGAGUGCCAUCAGGAUUCAACAAUGAGGAGUUGAAGAUGUGGUUCGGGGAGAGGAUACCGACUGCAGACUGCGGCGACGAAGCUUCAAAGUGGAUCACAGACGUGCUUGGUGUGGAAUCGCCCGUGAGAAUGGGAUACUGGUCGAAGUCGAUAUCAGGCAGAAGAGAGGUGAAGAACUUCCACAAGGAGAAAGCAGAAUAUUACAACAUGAAAAAUGAAUAUACAGGAUCUUAUUCUGACAUAAGCAGCUAUCUUCUGAUCAACGAAUCUUCUGUAAAAGAUAUCAACUCUCGGCUUACUCCCGGCUCGACUCAGGUCUCUCAUAUGAACUUCCGACCAAACAUCCACAUUUCUGGGCCUAGAGCAUUCGCGGAGGACGAGUGGAAAUGGCUGAAAAUAGGGGAGAAAGCAGUUUUCAGGGUGUUUUCUCCGUGUCCAAGAUGUAGUUUCGUCACAAUAGAUCCGGAAACGAUGUCCAAAGACAGUAACAUGGAGCCAUUAAAAACACUGAAGACGUUUAGACUGGCUACUGAAGAAAGGCAGAGGAGAAUCGAAGGUUCGGCACCAUUUAUGGGCGUCCAUUUAGGGCUUUACGAAGAAGGGGUCGUUGCCGUUGGCGAUUCAGUGUACAUCUCCGAAAAAUUCGUUUAAUAGUUAAUUAUAAAAUGUAUUUUUACUAAUUUUAAAUUGACGCCUGAAAAAUAAAUUAUCAGCAUUGA